AUGAUAUUGAUUGACACCAUAAAGUAUUCUUGUAUCGAAUGCAUUCGGGGCCACAGAUCUUCACUUUGUCGUCACCAUACUAGGCCGUUGCUUCAGGUACGGUCCAAGGGAAGACCCAACGUAAGUGCAAACGGGAAUCCGAACCAUAGAGUGGCCGUUUUUGCAGAAGAAAUCGAAAGUGACGCAGAGAAAAAUAGUGAAGGAGGUUGUGAAAACGGCCAUCACACUACAGGUGCCGCUGAAAAUACCAGUAAGAAUUGUAAAGCAAAGGCUUCUCCGGUGGUUAUAUUGAAAUGCUCAACUAAGCAGGUGAUAGACUUGGAAUCGGGGCAAAUCAUAGGUCCGUAUGAAAGUGGAGCUGAUGCUAGCCAAGACCGAAGCUCAAUUCCAAAUAGCAUUAGCACAGAUAAAGUGACUUCGACUCUUCCUUCUUAUUCAGCAAUACUGAGUAUCGCAGAAAAAAGAAAUGGAGGUGGAGGGUGCUGUGGCUCUCAAAAGCAGUCUACUCCUAUACCCAAAGUUGAGAAACCCACAGGAUCUUGCUGUUCUUCAAAGACGAAGAGUAAAUGCGCUUGUACAAACACAGGCAAGACUAUAAACAAAUCCAAAAUCUUGAAAAAAUAUUUGCAGAAUCAUCUUAUGAAACUGAAGGAUUGGAAUUUAACUGAGAAGAAACUCUUAAAUGAAGAAUAUCAGCAACAGCUUUUGAAAAAGAAAGAAAGACAACUACCACAACAGUACCCUCAGCUGCAAUCACACCAGUAUGAUCAUAGGACAGAGAAGUCAAUAAAAGUGGAACAGUUGGAGGAUGAAUUUUUAAGUCAAGCAAAUGGAUUUUUAAAUACUCAGGAUCCUCUCUUUCCACUUCUAUCUGCCAUUCAGCCCCAACUUCAAUUCCAAACGCAACAAAAUGGACAAUUUGACUUCCCAUAUGCCAAUCCAGUGAAAACUGAACCAAACUCUAUACCUAUAUCUGCUCAACAACCGCAUAAAGACAAUGAUGUAUUCUCUGAUUCGACAAUACCCACACAAGGUGCUGUGUACGACCUAGUAAGUGUACCUGCUUGCUCUAUUCCGGGGACUUGUAGCUGUGGAGACUCAUGCUCUUGUGAAGGUUGUGAAGUACACGGUAAUCCUUUAAAAUCAAUAUCACAAGAAUUCGAUUCCUUACAACCCGCCCAACACCACCAGGUUGUAUUAACUACGGAUCCUAUGCAGGUGCUGGCACAACAGUAUAACCUUUCGGAUUUAUUCAAUUUCAAAGAGCUCGACCAAACGGCAGACUCUCCCUCGUCUACUGCUACUUGCUCGUGCGCCAAGGAUGAUUGCGAUUGUGCCAAUUGCGAGACCCAUGGAAUAAUCAAUGGAAUGAAAUUAGAUGAUUUUUUCAGUGAACAUAGAUCACAGUACACAAAUCAUUUUUCAACUUUUCCGCAAAGGCAGCAGCCACUUCCAAUGUACCAACAGGACACACCUUCAUAUCCUUCCCUGGUAAAUGAGAAGUUAAAUGGCGGUAGACACCCCGGAGCAGAUCAUCAAAUACAGGAUCUGCAUUUUGAUUAUGCUGCCACUGUAAGAAACAUGUUAAAUAAGGAUAUUGCUCAGAUUAAUGAUAGCUUGGAGCUGAACGGGAACAAAAAUUAUUCAAUAUAA
Messenger RNA from Dujonia railenensis, 1653 nucleotides. The record is from the annotation of a GenBank genome assembly. Lineage: Eukaryota; Fungi; Ascomycota; Pichiomycetes; Serinales; Debaryomycetaceae.